AUGGACACCAAAAAUGAAAAGACCUUGCCAUAUGUGAACUUGGAACAAAGAUUUUGCAAUAAGUUCAGAAAGAUUGAAUUCCGACAUACACCGAGAGCUCGAAAUGAAUUUGCCGAUUCCUUAGCAUCAAUGAUCCAACAUCCUGAAAGCAGUCACAUUAACCCGCUAAGGAUAAGCUUGAAAGAAGAGCAUGCCCACUGUUGCCACAUGGAGGCUGAGCCAGAUGGCAAGCCAUGGUACAACAAUAUCAAGAUAUAUUUGGAAAGACGGGAGUAUCCCGAAGGCAUUACAAGUGGAUCAAAGAAGACCAUCAGAAGAAUGGCAAAUUGUUUCUUUCUGAACAAGGAAGUAUUUUAUAAAUGGAUGCUGAUUUUGGGAUUGCUACGAUGUGUAAAUGCCGGCGAAGCCACAUGA
This is a messenger RNA of Lycium barbarum (goji berry), 414 nucleotides long. RefSeq lists its product as uncharacterized. The record is from RefSeq and is a predicted model, not a curated record. The coding region runs from base 1 to 414 and encodes 137 amino acids. Lineage: Eukaryota; Viridiplantae; Streptophyta; Magnoliopsida; Solanales; Solanaceae. The transcript has a single exon. Gene Ontology annotation, molecular function: nucleic acid binding.